Molecule: messenger RNA, 102 nt
Organism: Peronospora matthiolae
Lineage: Eukaryota; Oomycota; Peronosporomycetes; Peronosporales; Peronosporaceae
Source: the annotation of a GenBank genome assembly
AUGGAGACAAAAACAUCGUUGCCGUUGAUCAAGAUGCCUAAGAGCACGGACGAAACGACGUUUGACGAAUGGCGCAGUCGUGACGCUGCCUCCAUGUGUUAG